UGAGGUUUUGCGGGAAAUGUUUAACAUUUUUUAACAAAUUUCGUGAAUUUCGUGAUAUAGAUAAAGGUGAUAAGAAUAAAUUCAAGUCUUUUGCAAGUCGGAAAAGUGUUAGAAACGUGGAAAACCGGACCGCAAAAACGACGGGGUUGAAACCACGAAAAAGGAUUCAACCUUUUCUCGGCGGUAUUUUCCAGGGCUUGUGCUGGUGAAAUUCUACCUUUUUCCUACCCUUUUCCUUAUCAAUCUUAGCGUAUGGUGGUGAUCAACUGCUGGCCUCGUUUGCUGAAUUGGCGGUAAUCGCUGCCCCUCGUUCUUGUGAAGAAUCUGCUGCAUUCCGAAUUGCUGGUAAAACAUGGAAGAGGAAAAAAGUCGUAGAUCGAAAUCGCCUGCCGAAAAAAGUUCUAAAAAGAAGAGUGAGCGUAAGUCUCGAAGUCGCAGCUUGAGCCGCACUGAUAAACGUCGCAGUCCUUCCCGCAGUCCCAGCUACCGCCGUCGACAUGCCGGCGGCGGCGGCCCGAGCCGGAAGCGCUCUCGCAGUCCGUUGCCGUUUAGACCGCGACGCCGAUCGCCAGAUCGCGGCAUGCAGCGACGCCAUGGCCGGCGUGGGAGACGUACGCCGUCCCCAGGGAUGGGUGGCGGUAUGGGAAUGGGCCAGCAGCGAAUGAUGGGUGACGGUGGGGCGAGUGGAGGCUACAUGCAAAUGCCAAUGGAGAUGUAUGAUCCGUCCUGCUACGGAUACGAUAACAACGGCGGCUACAUGGGGAAUAUGAUGGGUGGGUACGGCUACGAUUACGGUCAGGCGACAGGAACGUACGGCACGAUGAUGGAUCCCUCGCAGGGAAUGAUGAUGGUAGCAACCGGUACGGAGUUCGACCAAUCGGCAUGGGGCCAGGUUCCGGUUCAACCUGUAAUACAGGAGACGGAGGAGGAGAAGCGCAAACGCGAAGCUGCAAUUACGUUUGAGCUGUUGAAUCAACGGGCGGCAUUGAAAAAGCAGCGUGACGACUACAAGCGGCGCGCAGGGGCACUCAAGCGUGAAUUGAAAACGCUAAAACAACAACGGUCCGAUCUAAGCUCGGGACGUGAACCACCCUCGCCAACGACGAACAAUUUCAUCAAAGAAAAUGACAAACUACAGUCACAAAUUGUUAGCAAGAUCAGUACGAUCGAAAACGUGAUUGAUAUGCUGGAUGGAAUCAUAGCGAAAGACAAAACGCCCUCUCCUCCACCAUUACCGCCGGGGGCGACUGUGCCGUCACUGCCUACCAUUCCCGAUCCUAGCCUCCCGCAAGCAUCGACCACGGAGGAUCGCGAAACCAGUGAUGGCGAUGGUGGACGCCGUAAAACUGGCGAGAGAAGAGAUUCGGAAUCACCAUCACCGGAACGGUUAAAAAAUGAAGUCCUCGAAAGCAUGCAGGCACGUGGUAAACGCAGAAAUUCCGACAAACGCCAUCCUGAUCAUUCCGAAGGGAAAAAGAAGAAACCACCCUUCAACUAUGUGCACUACGACCCAGAGUUGCACUGGUGCGCACCGUGCAACGUGUUUCCUAAGACGGCAAAGGACUACUUGAUGCACCUGCACUCGGCAGACCAUCGUCGCGUUGUUGGAGGCGACAAUAACACGAAAGAGCUGACUCCAUGGCGCGAUGAGCUGGAUACUGACGAUACGAUGGUAAAUCCGGAGGCUCCCACCAAGCGUACACCUAUACGGGGUCUACAGUUCUUUGUACCCGCAUCAGCCUGGUACUGUAAGCUGUGCCACGUUUGGAUGGGCGAUCUAAACUGCGCCUCGUGGCACUGGAAAUCGCAAACGCAUGCCGAAGCAUACGGGAAAUACAUCGAUGGUCACACCAAUUAUGAAAUCGACUGGAUGUCCGAUCGGCAAAAGGCUUACGAGAGCGCAACACCAGCGGCCGGUACCGGAGACGUUACAGAAGGGGAAAUACCUGCCCCACCGCCACCUCCGACAGCAGAGGAGCUAAAGGAACCAUUUGAAAACAAUGCCGCGAUGGACAAUAGCUUGAUGGAACCACCACCGCCAGUUUCAUUCGAUUUAACCGAUCUCGACGAAGGACACGGCAGAAAAGGAUCGCUUAAUGAGACGAAGGAAGAGUCACCGGUGCCACCACCGCCAUCGAUAACGACAAAAAAGGCGAAGAAAAAGAAAUCCCGUAAAGAAGAACGUAGAGAAAAGAAGAAAAAGAAACGCUCAAAGAAGCGUAAAAAGGCGGCUGCCUCGUCGAGCUCUUCGUCCAGUAGCUCAGAUUCGACCGAUUCGGAUUCCGAUUCCGAUUCCGAGCAGGACAGUAAAGCUAGCCCGAAGGAUGAGAGCAAUUUCCAUCCAACGGCCAACACGAUUCAAGCUGCCGUACGUAACAUGUUCAAGGAGAAAGAUGUGAAUGCACGGGAAGUGGUGGCAGCCGUUGCCGUAGCUGCUGCAGCUGCCGCUGCUGCCAAACCAUCGGUUGCUGCUGAAGCUACUACCCUGCAGAAUCUGGAUACCAAUCUAGGUAAGUGGACAGUCGUCCACCCAGCGCAGGAGAAAAAAAUUGCCGUAGAAGCUGUAACGAUCGCAGAGAAGCCACCACCGCCAUUAGCUGCAACUGUGCCUUCCGUUUCUGGCAAGGAUAGCAAGGGAUCCGUAGAGCGAGAGCGUGAGCGUGGCCAUGAUGACGAUCGUGGUGGUCGAGAUCGCGAUAGAGACCGUGAUAGACGCAGCGCUGACCGUCGGGAUCGUAGAAACCGUCGCGAUAGUCCUGUGGAUCGUCGUGAUCGAGACCGUGGCCGUCGCAACGACUAUCGUGAUCACCGUGAUCGUCGUGAUCGACGUCGAAGCAGAUCAAGAGGGCGUCGAAGUCGCAGCGGUAGCGGCGGAUACGGUGGUAGCAGGCGAUUCCGCCGAAGAUCAUACUCGCGUUCACGCUCAAGGUCGCGAUCCCACAGCCGCUCCCGUUCAGGCCGACGUGUGAUUGAGAAACCUGUGGUCAACUUUCCACCCGAAUCGCGCCCCGGAAAGACGGACAAGAAAACGCAAAAGCAACAAUCUAAAUCGAACCAUUCUGCGGAGAAAGGCAGCGGACGAUCAAGUAGUGACCGGAAAGAUAAGUCGAGCAAAUCUACCUCUAGCAAAGGCAGUAGUGCUACUGGUUCAGACAAAGGAACUACUACUACGAAGAAGCUGCCGUUCAUUGGGCGAAUGCCUGUUUUUAAAAAACAGCAAGCGGACGCGAAUGCGAAAAAGGAAGAGGCGGCAGCUGCCGCCGCAGCUGCUGUAGUCACACCGGAAGCAACGAAUCCAGUUAUGGCUCUGCCGAUUACUCCUGCCGUUGCUCAGUUCGCUGCUGCUGCCGCAGCUGCACGAGCUGCUAAUCAAGCUCAGUCCUACCUGGUGCCGACUGUUGGUAGUGGCAACAAUUCCAAUGAUGCUACCAUGUAUGCCUCAUCUGAUCCCACACAGCAGCAAGUGGAGUACGGAAUGGAAAUGGCGGCGGAAGUAGAUCCAUAUCAGUACGCGGCUUUACAAAUGGCGACGGUUGGAGACCCAACAGCGACAGGAGAAACCAUAGACAUGGCGGUUGAGCCGAAUCUAGGAGAACAAACUCACGUACAAAUUGAAGGCGAGGGUAUUGAAGAGGCGACAGCUGCUGCCCCCCUAGAAGACGAUAAUGAUCCGGAUGCAUACAUUGCUGCGGAGGGAGGAGAGGUUCCAUUGCCGAAAGAUUUACAGGCCGCACUGGACAUGAUCUACGAUGGAGGAGAAAAACCGAAACCAGCGGAUGUAAUUGCCAAGGAGGCAGCUGCAGCGGCUGCAGCAGCCGCCGCCGCAGCAGCAGCUGCCGCUAAACCACCAGAAAUAGAACCCUCUCCGAUGGACCAACAAGCGGCGAUCGCUGCAUCGAUGGGUGUUACUAUGAUGAUGGAUCACGAUCAACCGCACAUGAUCGUACCCGAGGCCAUCGAAAUGUACAACCAGCAGUACGCCCUGGAGUACGGAGUACAUCCAGCUGCUUACCAUGCAGCAGUUGCAGCUGCCGCGGCUGCCGGUGGUGUCGGUAUUCUAGGAAUGGGUGGCGUUGUGGGUACCGAGAUGCAGUACGCAGAAGAUGAGUCACAGAACCAACCACUCGAUAAUAUGAUGUACAGUGCAAUUCAUGCACAAGCCACCGGAACGGCUGCAAUGAUGCAUGCGGCCCACCAACAAAUGCUGGCAGCAGGACAGUUGGAUCCGAAUGCGGCAGCAUAUGCCAUGGCCAUGGCUGGCGGUACCGCCGGCUACACAACGGAAAUGAUGGCUGCUCAACAAACGACCGUUAUGGGAGAAGACGCGGAUCAAUUGCUGCUUAGCAACGAGGCAGCUAUUACUACUGCACUGGCGGAAAAUAUUUCUGAGGAUACUGGGGCUGCUGAUGUUGUUGACGAUGACGCUGGUACAGCGGAUGAUGCGGUUGCUACUGAUGGAGACGUAUACGCUACUGAAGAUACGGCGGUCAGUGGUUACGAAGUGCAGUCGAGUGAAGCCAUUGAAGCAGACAGUGAAAGCAACGAAAAGGCAGACCAGAACGAAGAGUCAACCGAAGAAGCUGAUCAAGAAGAGACGCAGCACUCCGACACCACCGACGAGGAUACAGACGACAAGUCAAACAUGGUUGAUGUACCUCAGCGGGCCAGUGCCGACGACAAUGAGGGAACCAAUCACUCAUGGCUAGAUAUGCCACAGGAUGAGAAUACCGCUACCUCAGCUCCGAGGGAAGAGCAAGAAUAUGAGGACGCAUCUGAGGAGCAGUACAGUCAACGAGGUGAGGACACGGCCGAAUCAUCGGAGCAGGAUACACAAGAGGGCUACGAGUAUGCGGUUACUUCGGAGCAGGAAAACGAUGAACGCUAUGACCCCGCAGUCGGUUCCGAUCCGGACGAUGCUUCUUCCAAAGAAAUGUUCGAUGAAUCGCCGUCCGUUGAACCCACGACGCAGUCUCUGCUGGACGACAUGGUGGCCGACACAAUGGUCCAGUAUAGCAUUGGAAAUGACCUAAUGGACGAGAAUUCGAAUGAUUCCUAAAGAUCAAAACACGUGGCAUGGUCAAAUGGUUGGCAAAUAGUUACGAUUUAUGUUUUAUCAUUACACUACACGAAGUACGGCGAUUUGGAAUCGGGAAUGCAUACAGGUGACAGGAAUCUGAUUUCCGGUUAAGCGCAUAUUAGGUGUAUAAAACGCCAGAUGAAAAUAAACCUCUUGCGGCAAAUGUUGUGGCGCUUUUUUAAUCGGUAACCAAAG
Anopheles darlingi is the source of this 5272-nucleotide messenger RNA. Its product is annotated as zinc finger matrin-type protein CG9776-like. Gene Ontology annotation, molecular function: zinc ion binding; nucleic acid binding. The record is from RefSeq and is a predicted model, not a curated record. Lineage: Eukaryota; Metazoa; Arthropoda; Insecta; Diptera; Culicidae. Gene Ontology annotation, biological process: negative regulation of DNA-templated transcription; positive regulation of DNA-templated transcription. The transcript is spliced from 7 exons. Gene Ontology annotation, cellular component: nucleoplasm. The coding region runs from base 353 to 5056 and encodes 1567 amino acids.